Nyctereutes procyonoides (raccoon dog) is the source of this 1059-nucleotide messenger RNA. It is a transcript of the gene APOF, whose product is annotated as apolipoprotein F. Gene Ontology annotation, biological process: cholesterol metabolic process. The coding region runs from base 100 to 945 and encodes 281 amino acids. Lineage: Eukaryota; Metazoa; Chordata; Mammalia; Carnivora; Canidae. The transcript has 2 exons. The record is from RefSeq and is a predicted model, not a curated record.
GUGAACUUUAGGAAGCUGUCACUCAGAUUAGAGAAGCACUGAGGAAAGCACGGGUUUGGACCAUCUUGUUCCUCUGGCUUGUUUCUUUCUGGAGCAGACAUGUGUGGCCUCAGAUUCAUCAUGAUACAAGUUGAACUGGUUUUUUGCUACCUCCUGCUGCACCCUGUGGAUGUCAUUUCACAUGGAAACUGGACAAACAUUCCCUCAUCCUUGAGAUCCUGGCCACCUUCCUCAGACUCCUUGUCCUGCCAGACUCUGCUCCCAAAGUCCCUGCCUGGCUUCACCUACAUGGCUCCUCUGCCCAAGUUCCUGGUGGGCUUGCCACUAGUGAUUGCCCUGGAGAAAGCUGGUUGCCAGGCUGAUGUCUGGCCCCUGCAACUUCAGCUGUACCGUCAAGGGGGUGUAAAAGCUACACAGAUCCUCAUCCGACAUCUUCAAGAGCUCCAGAAAAGGAGAAGCACGGGAAGGGCAGUUUCCAUGGAUGCCCUGGCCUCUGCUCUACAGCUGUUGGCCAGGGAGCAACCAGGCCCAGAAAGGGCUCGACGCUCCCUUCCUAUCAAUGACUGUGAGCAGGCGCAGGAGGAAAAUGUGCAUAAUGUAGUCCGGUUGUUUCCAGUAGUGGGAACCUACUACAAUCUGGGCACAGCUUUGUACUACGCUGCUCAGAGCUGUUCAGACAAGGCCAAGGAACGAGGCCAAGAUGGGCUCGUAGACAUGGGUUAUGACCUUCUGAUGACCCUUGCUGGAUGGUCUGGGGGACCCACAGGAGUACUAAUCAGCUCUGCACUUAAACCUGCAGUGAAGGCAGGGAUUCAACAGUUGAUCCAGUAUUACUAUGAGCAAGAGGCUAACACAGCUCUGCCAGUGAUCAGCAGGAAGGCCUUGGGGGGUAUCUCAGAUGUGGGUGACCUGGAAGAAACAACUACCACGGCGCUUUGGUAUUAGUUCAGCUCUCUUAUUAGUUUAGGGUUUAUUUAAUGACUCUGACUUAGAUGCUGGGGAUGGUAGUCUUGGGGUAUAAAAGGUGGUGAUCACAGAAUGAAUAAAUGUAAUAUUUUG